AUGAGCUCAAAUUCCUUUUUCUUCUUGACUUCCGGCAACUCUGGCUGCUUUUACACCUGUAUCUGCUUUGGUUCAUUCAUCAACUUUGGUUAUAGCAGGGGUGUAUUUAGUUUUGGUUUAGUUAUUGAGAUAUAUUCAAUAAGUGAUUUUGUGCUAAUUUCAAGUUUGUUUGAAAAAGAUUACUGCUUUAUCAAAGUUGAGUUAGCUGGGUUUUAUAAUAAGAACUAUUGGAUGGCAUUAUUAUGA
This is a messenger RNA of Gryllus bimaculatus (two-spotted cricket), 246 nucleotides long. The record is from the annotation of a GenBank genome assembly. NCBI's taxonomy places the organism in Eukaryota, Metazoa, Arthropoda, Insecta, Orthoptera, Gryllidae.